Magnusiomyces paraingens is the source of this 4680-nucleotide messenger RNA. RefSeq lists its product as uncharacterized. NCBI's taxonomy places the organism in Eukaryota, Fungi, Ascomycota, Dipodascomycetes, Dipodascales, Dipodascaceae. Gene Ontology annotation, biological process: aromatic amino acid biosynthetic process; chorismate biosynthetic process. The record is from RefSeq and is a predicted model, not a curated record. Gene Ontology annotation, cellular component: cytoplasm. The coding region runs from base 1 to 4680 and encodes 1559 amino acids. Gene Ontology annotation, molecular function: 3-phosphoshikimate 1-carboxyvinyltransferase activity; shikimate 3-dehydrogenase (NADP+) activity; shikimate kinase activity. The transcript has a single exon.
AUGACUUCUGAAAUUACCAAGAUCUCCAUCUUGGGCACCGAGUCCAUCCACAUUGGCUACCAUUUUUCAAGCCAUAUUGUGUCGACUGUUCUGAAAGAGCUCAAAUCCACCACCUACGUGCUCAUUUCUGACGACAAUAUCUUUAAGUUUGGCCAUGUUCAACGUCUCGAGGCAGAGUUUGCGCAAGCCAUCAAGGAUUCCAACUCUUCGUCACGCCUGCUUAAGUACAUCAUUCCUCCUGGUGAGUCUUCGAAAAACCGCACCACCAAGGCUGAAAUUGAAGACUUCUUACUCAAGGAGCGAUGCACCCGUGACACCGUCAUUCUGGCGAUUGGCGGGGGUGUCAUUGGCGACAUGAUCGGUUAUGUUGCUGCCACUUUUAUGCGCGGUGUUCGCUUUGUUCAGAUCCCCACAACUCUUCUAGCCAUGGUUGACUCGUCAAUUGGCGGCAAGACUGCUGUUGAUACUCCUCUCGGCAAAAACCUUAUUGGCGCUUUUUGGCAGCCAAAAUUUAUCUUCAUGGACCUGACCUUCCUUGAGACUCUUCCUGAACGAGAAUUCAUUAAUGGUCUUGCCGAAGUCAUCAAAACCGCCGCUAUGUGGGAUGAGGAAAAGUUCAUCGAACUUGAAAACAACAAUGAGAUUCUUUUAAAGUACAUUAAAGAGCGUAAAGAUGGCCGCGUUGAUCUCGAGCCCAUUAUUGAGAUUGUGCGUAAAAUCGUUUACGGAUCGGCUUCCAUCAAAGCCGAGGUCGUUACUUUGGACGAGCGUGAAGGCGGUCUCCGAAAUCUGCUCAACUUUGGCCACACUAUUGGCCACGCCUACGAAGCCAUCCUCACUCCUCACAUUUUGCACGGCGAGUGCGUUUCCAUCGGUAUGGUCUUGGAGGCUGAGGUUGCCCGCUUUUUGGGUCACCUUUCCGACGGUGCUGUUGCUCGCUUGUCCAAAUGUUUGGCUGCUUACGAGCUCCCCAUUACUCCCAAUGAUGCCAUUGUCCGCCGCCGCUCCCGCAACAUUUCUACUCCAGUGGAUCAGCUUCUUGACAUUAUGAAUGUUGACAAGAAGAAUGACGGUAAUGUUAAGAAAAUUGUCAUGCUUACUCGCAUCGGCAAGACUCUUGAAAAACAGGCUACCAAGGUUUCCGAUGAUGUUAUCCGUACCGUUCUUUCUGAAUCUUUCUUGGUUGGCUCCUUUAAAAAUGCCCCAGAAUCCGUCAGUGUUAUACCCCCUGGCUCCAAGUCCAUUUCUAACCGUGCUCUUGUCCUUGCUUCGCUUGGUGAGGGUGUGUGUCGUAUCUCCAAUCUUUUACACUCUGACGACACUGAGCACAUGCUCAAUGCUGUGCAAGUUCUUGGUGGCACCAAGGUCAACUGGGAAAAUCAUGGUGAGAUUCUUGUGGUCGAGGGCAAUGGCGGUAAGUUCAAGGCCCCCAGCUCUGAAAUCUACCUUGGCAACGCCGGCACCGCUUCGCGCUUCUUGACCACUGUGGCUACACUUGUGCAGCCUUCUUCUGAAGCUGACCAUGUGGUUCUCACCGGUAAUGCUCGGAUGAAGCAAAGACCCAUUGGUCCUCUUGUUGAUUCAUUGCGCGAGAAUGGCAGCAAGGUUGAGUUCCAGGAGUCAACGGGGUCUUUGCCUCUUAAAAUCAAGGCUGGCCUGGGCUUUAAGGGAGGUCUCAUUGAGCUCAAGGCUACAGUUUCUUCGCAGUACGUUUCUUCUAUUUUAAUGUGCGCGCCUUAUGCCGAAAAUCCUGUUACUCUUUCGCUUGUUGGCGGCAAGCCCAUUUCCCAACUCUACAUUGACAUGACGAUUGCCAUGAUGGAGACUUUUGGUGUCAAGGUGACCAAGGGUGAGGGUCAUGUUUACCACAUCCCCAAGGCCACUUACAAGAAUCCAGCUGAAUACGUGAUUGAGUCUGAUGCUAGUUCUGCCACAUACCCCUUGGCCUUUGCUGCCAUUAGCGGUACUAGCGUUACUGUCCCCAACAUUGGCUCGUCGUCGUUGCAAGGUGAUGCUCGUUUUGCUGUUGAUGUUUUACGACCCAUGGGCUGUGAGGUUAUUCAAACUGCUACUUCUACUACGGUUACAGGACCUCCUGUAAAUACCCUCAAGUCCAUCCCCAUGAUUGAUAUGGAGCCUAUGACUGAUGCCUUUUUGACUGCUGCUGUUUUGGCUGCUGUUGCUAAAGACGGAGAAAACAAGACUACCCGAAUUUACGGUAUUGCCAACCAACGUGUCAAGGAAUGCAAUCGAAUUGACGCCAUGAUCCACGAGCUUGCCAAGUUUGGUGUUACCACGCGUGAGCAUGCUGAUGGUCUUGAGAUUGAUGGUGUUGAAAUUGAUAAGCUUACUGUUCCCAAGGGCGGUGUUAGCACAUAUGAUGACCACCGUGUUGCGAUGAGUUUCAGUUUGUUGGCAAGUGCACUUCCUGAACCUGUAUUGAUCAAGGAGCGCAGAUGUGUUGAAAAGACUUGGCCCGGCUGGUGGGACAUUUUGAACCGUGUAUUUAAGGUUGGUCUUGAUGCUUAUGAAGAUACUGUUGCACAGGCCCAAGAGCACCGUCGCACACCCAAUGAGGACAAGACAAUUGUUGUUGUUGGUAUGCGCGGUGCUGGCAAGACCUUUAUGGGACAAUGGGUUGCGACUUCACUUGGACUUAAGUUUGUUGACUUGGAUCAGUACCUCGAGGCUAAGCUUGAAAAGUCAAUUCCUGAAAUUAUCAAGGAAUCUGGCUGGGAAGGUUUCCGCAAUGAGGAGCUUACUGUUUUGCGCGAGUUUUUGGAGAAGCACCCGCGCGGCUGGGUUGCGGCUUGUGGCGGUGGUAUUGUUGAGACCCCUGAGGCCCGCACAAUUUUGAAGGAGUACAUGGCUUCUGGACGUAUUGUUUUGCACGUUCACCGCAACAUUGAGAACAUUGUUUCGUACUUGGAGGUUGACAAGACACGUCCAGCUUAUACAAGCGACAUUUUCAGUGUGUGGAAGCGCCGCGAGCAGUGGUACUUUGAGUGCUCCAAUUACUUUUACUUUGCUUCCAACUUUAGCAACUCUAGCGAGAGUGCUAGCGUGCACCGCUCUCUUGACUUGUUCUUGAAGACUAUUACAGGCACCCGUGGCUUGCCCGAUGUGCCCAAGGGCCGUUCUGCAUUUGUUUGCUUGACUUUUGGUGACGUGCGUGAUUUUGCUGGACUUAAGGAAUCUCUUGAAGGAUCAAGUGCUGUUGAGCUUCGCGUUGACUUACUCAAGAACUGGAGCUUGGAAUAUGUUGCUGAGCAGGUUGGAUUUAUUCGCCUGAAUACUGACUUGCCCAUUAUUUUUACCGUGCGAACCAAGUCGCAAGGUGGCAAGUUCCCCGACGAUGGCGAGGAAGAGGCUGAAAAGCUGAUUCGCUUGGCUUACAAGUUAGGAGUUGAAUACGUUGACUUGGAAUUGACUUGGCCUGUUGGAUUUGUUGACAGUUUGGUCAAGGACAAGGGAUACAGUAAGGUGAUUGCUUCUCACCACGAUACUGCUGGCAAGCACGGAUGGACGAGUGCACUUUGGGAGGACUACUACCAGCGGGCGCUUACUGUUGGCGAUGUUAUCAAGUUUGUUGGAACAGCCAAGAACCUUCAGGACAAUAUUGCUCUUGAGCAGUUCCGUUCGGUGCACACGCGCAAGCCAUUUGUUGCAAUUAACAUGGGCGAGGCCGGCAAGCUUUCAAGGGUGCUUAACGAGGUUUUGACACCUGUGACUCAUGAGAGCUUCCCAAUUGCAGCUGCACCUGGACAGCUGACGGUGCGGGAGAUUAACGGUGCACUUGCUGCGAUUGGCGGGCUGCCUGCCAAGGAAUUUUUUGUUUGUGGAGGACCUGCGGCUCAAUCACGGUCACCUGCCCUCCAUAAUGCGUUGUACAAGGCAUUGAACAUACCUCACCAAUACUCUUAUCUUGCUACGGAGAGCGCUGAGGAGGUGUUUGCAAAGAUUGGUGAGCUUGGAGACAAGUUUGGCGGAGCUUCAGUGACGAUCCCUCUUAAGCUUGCUGUGCUGCCAUUUUUGAGUGAAUUGACCCCAGCCGCUAAGGCUAUUGGAGCGGUGAAUACAAUUAUCCCGUUGGGAAAUGGCAAGUUUAAAGGUGACAAUACAGACUGGAUUGGAAUUGUCAAGUCGUUUGAAGCAAUUGGCUUGAGCGGCGGCAAGAAGUCUGGCGAUGUUGCUGGUGUUGUGAUUGGAGCUGGCGGGACUUCGCGUGCUGCCAUUGAGGCGCUCCAUGCAAUUGGAUACGGGACCAUUUACCUUGUGAACAGAACGGAGGCUAGUGCUCGAGAAGUUGCAGCAGCUUUCCCCGCGGAGUAUGGUGUUAAGGUUGUUGUUAGUGAAGAAGAGUAUGGUGGAAAGCGAGCGGAGGCUGUUGUGAGUUGUGUCCCCGCGAGUGCGCCGCUCGAUGAGAAGCUGGCACGGCUGGUUGACGGGAUUCUCUCGGGAGGGGCCAAUUCAGCAUUGGGAGGUUCUAGUAGCAAGUACUUUUUGGACGUGGCUUACAUGCCCGUGGUGACUCCGUUGGCUGAGAAGGCCAAGGCGCAGGGCUACGCGACGAUUGGUGGCCGGGACAUGUUGGUGUAUCAGGGCGUGGCUCAGUUUGACGAGUGGACUGGCCAGGCUGGUCCAGUUGGUGCUGCCAUGACUGCAGUUUACCAGGAGUAA